CUCUGACCACCAACAGCAUCUCUGCAGCUGGCACACACAACAUAAGGUUUCAAUGGCUUCAAACAGUCUGUUCAGCAGUACCAGCCCCAUGCUGUACUGGGAACCUGUGGUGAAGCGAAGGCCAACAUCACCCACCAACCGCCAAGCAGACAAGCAGGAGGUGAGGUCUCAUCAACAGCGCAGCACAGCACCACCCAGAGGCCUAGUACAGACUGACAGUCCAAACUUCCUCUGCAGCAGUCUGCCACCACACUGGAGGUGUAACAAGACUCUGCCAAGAGCCUUUACUGUGGUUGCCCUUGGUAAUGAUGUACCAGAUGGUGUGGUUGUCACAGUGAUGGCAGGCAAUGAAGACAACAGCAGCGCUGAGCUUCGCAAUGCAACAGCGACCAUGAAACAAGGAUAUGCCCACUUCAAUGACCUCCGCUUCAUAGGUCGCAGUGGAAGAGGGAAGAGUUUCACAAUUUCCAUCAAUGUGCUGACCUCACCCCCUCAGAUUGCCACCUUACACAGAGCCAUCAAGGUGACUGUGGAUGGACAGCGGCUGCCACGACGACAGCGGCAGAAGGAAAUGAAGUCAGGAGUGUACAGGUCAUCCAGCAGCAGCAGCAGCACUCCAUCAUCAGAUUGUAGAUCCUUCUCCUCCUCUCUGUGGACCAGUGAGCCAUCUUUCCUAGGUCAGGUAACCUCACUGGCCUCUUCAUUCACUCCAAGUCCUAGAAUGCACCACCUACCUGCCCUCCCCUAUUCUACCCAGCCCAGUCCAUACAGCUCCUACCUGUCCUCUCCUCCUCCUCCUCCUCCUCCCCCCCCUCCACUGAGCCACAGUGGUCCAUUCCAACCAGGCUGCUUCUACUACGGACCGAACCAACAGCACCAAACUGCAGGGGAGGACCGCAGCCUCGUCACAGCACUGUCUAAUUAUAUCGAAGGGGCAUGUCUAUCCAUGAGAGGGGAGGAGCCUGUCUGGAGGCCGUACUAAUGAUUGGAUGUGUUGUGUUAAAUUAUCUGUGAUUUGUUUUCUGACUAUUAACCAUGUGUAAAAAUUUGUCUUUGAAAUUCACCGGUCAGAAAUUUUAACUUCUUUGUAAUGCAGUAGAAACGUCUCUUUUUAUUGCCCUCUUUUAUUAUUGAAUUCCCUUAAAUUAUUACCCAAUAAUUAAUACAUCUUUGCAAACGUUUCGUUUAACAAACAAUUAAAAAAAUACAAUGAAAUGUGCAUUUUACAGUUUCCCAUCUGUUACAGUUUAUUUGGCAGUCAGCAUCUAUAAGAGUUUAUUGCAGCAAGAGUGUAUAAAACAUCGGAGGUCACUUCACAAUCACAACAUAAAAAGUAUUUCUCAUUAAACAACAAAACAAUUUACCCUGAAUGUUGAGUGUUCAAACUACCUCUAAAACUAUCAUAU
Messenger RNA from Notolabrus celidotus (New Zealand spotty), 1406 nucleotides. RefSeq names its product RUNX family transcription factor 2a (gene runx2a). The record is from RefSeq and is a predicted model, not a curated record. Gene Ontology annotation, cellular component: nucleus. The coding region runs from base 53 to 982 and encodes 309 amino acids. Gene Ontology annotation, biological process: neuron differentiation; hemopoiesis; regulation of cell differentiation. Lineage: Eukaryota; Metazoa; Chordata; Actinopteri; Labriformes; Labridae. The transcript has 7 exons. Gene Ontology annotation, molecular function: RNA polymerase II cis-regulatory region sequence-specific DNA binding; DNA-binding transcription factor activity, RNA polymerase II-specific; ATP binding.